Sycon ciliatum is the source of this 3190-nucleotide messenger RNA. RefSeq lists its product as uncharacterized. Lineage: Eukaryota; Metazoa; Porifera; Calcarea; Leucosolenida; Sycettidae. The record is from RefSeq and is a predicted model, not a curated record. The transcript has a single exon. The coding region runs from base 913 to 1959 and encodes 348 amino acids.
UUGUAAUUGUGGCAUAAAAAACCAACAUUUUGAUAGCCGACAGCUCGAGCAAGAGCAGGGUGGCUCUGUGGUGCCGAUCAUCACUCCGUCUCACCACUCCCUGCCCUGUUAUUGUCACGGCAGUGUCCCAAGGUAUGUCGCAGCGGCUUAGAAUUCGUCGCAGGCAAUUCAUUCCAUUCAUUCUCCUGGUCUUGACAGCCGCUGUUCUUUGGGGAUAUAUCAGCAAGGCGGGCACCAACUUGAGAGGGCUGUUGGUAGAUUCACAGCAAAAACAAAGACCCAGUGUUACUGUAGCUGUAAGAACCACGCAGCUACGAUCAGCCGAGUCUGGCUUCAUACGCGUAGAUGACGUGCGGAACAUUCUCUCACAUUCAAAUUCCGAUGGUGUUGGAAAGGUGAGCGCAACGUUAACACCAGAUCAGGUCCCCGCACUCCAGACCAGGGGUGCUACGUGGUAUCGAGUGGGAAAGCCAUUCCACAAAGUGGUUCUGAAGGGAUUUGCCUUGACGUUCAAGACUCUCAGUGUGUCGCCAUCAACAUCAUCAGUGUCAGCGCUGCCAAGGUCCCUCGUGUUCUAUGCUCAGGUUUUGUCAGGCUUGUUUCACCCCAAGCAGCGGCAGUAUGUCGCUGUUACCAUCGGCGAAGAGGACAUUUGCGUGCAUGUCAAAGUAUCGCAAGCGGCAAGACCGACCGUUGUUUGUGAGGAUUCCCUCGGACCCAGUCCUCCUGGCUCCUGGUUUUCACUGUACGUUACCAUGACGCCACAAAGAGUGGUGUCCAUGGUGACCAAUAACACCGUGUCCGACAAUCCGGUACCAGUAGACGGGCUUUAAGUCUACGUUGAAGCUGCUCUGCUCGAGUAUUGGAACUGGAGCGGCAACCACCUUAGCUGGGUUAGAGGUUGACUCGGGUAUGUACAUUGGUGGUGUUGUGGACCAUACAAACAUUGCUUUGCGUCGUGACUUCCAUGACGCAAUACAGCCCUUCAGUGGGUUUAUCUCGUCUCAGAUCGUCGUCAACGACAACGUAUUCGACUUGACAAGUGACUCAACGGACCACGGGUUCACUGAUGAAAAGAUGAAGGACUAUUUGCAGAACAUGCUAUAUUACGACAUGUCACGGCCACUUCCCCGUGUUCUUAGCAAGAGAAAGCAUGAUAUGUCGGAUCCGACCAUGUUCCGUUUCCCUGUUGCCACGGCGAUAAGCAGCAAUCAUGCCAAUGAAGCCAGUGACAUGAUUUUCUCCGUUGUUGACGUGAUGAGCGAUCGUGGGAUUCUUGUGUACGAUCUGGGACUCACGCCAUCCCAUGUGAAGCGUUUGAUGUCGUUUUGCAACGUCAGUGUCCGGCAAAUGCCGUGGGAUGUGUACGGAGCAGCGCGUCGCGAUGUCUACGACAUGCGGUGGAAGCCAAUCAUUCUUAACAGCGUCAUGCAGGAGUUUGGUGGUGUGCUCUACGCUGACGCGUCCAUACGCUUCAAGAAAAGCAUCAACAGUAUCGGUUUACUCCGGGACGGGCCAGGUUUUGUCGGUUUUGGACCGCAGAGCACCUCACCAACUGGUGCCUUCACGCAUGACGGCACCUUGCAGUCGUUUGGUGUCAACAGAUCCGAGGUGGCGCAGACAGCAAUUACAAUUGGCGGUGUCCAGAUAUGGAUUGACCACAAGGAAACGGUGCGCGAUCUGCUGAUGAGACAGUGGCUGUCGUGCGCUAUCUCAGAACAGUGUAUGGCACCGCGGGGCUCCAGUAGAUUCAACUGUCAGUUCAGCCUUCGAUAUACGGGUAAGUUUAUGGGAUGCCAUCGCUACGAUCAGAGUGCGAUAAGUGUGAUUCUGUGGAAGGCGUUUGCAGAUGCCACGGCCAAUUCCUAUCAGUUGAAUCACCCUCACGACCUUGAAUAUCUUGAAAUUGAACGAUUCCCAACGCAUCACCAUCGCCAGUGUUUUGCUCAAAGACCUUAACCACCAUUUGUUUGUAGCGGUCUAGGGCUGCGCCUGUGGCUGAGCCCUCUCAAACUCACCAAGAUUUUUCUGCGGUCUGUCUGCCUAUCUCUCUAGUAGGUUUCACUGGUACGCAGGAAAUUCGUCCAGUCCCUACAGGAACUGGGCCGUUUCGCGUUUCGCAUGCUGCUGCUGAAAAAUAUGGUGCUCAAAACGUCCGACAUCAUUAGCUCCUGCUUGAGCAACGAUGCAAUGAAUUUGGGUCUUCUGCAAACAAUGCCAGGGCACAAUGUCUACGGACGCCCGGCAGAACCGCUUCUGUCGUCUGUCACUGCAGGAGUUCCUGUCGGCAUGGCUCAUGGCAGAGUGCGUGGUGCAAAACGACUUCGCACCACUGCACUGAUAACGUUAUGGGGACUGGGCAAGCACGAUGGCCAUAUGGCAAUGUUCUGGAAGUUUCUCAUUGCUCUAUACCUUGAAGGCGAAGGCGUGUCGCUGACCAUCAUGGAGGGGAUACUACAUGUAGUAUGGCAUGUGCAGUGUGCAGAUCCCAUACCACUGGAUCCUAGCAGUACCCCACACGUUUCCAACUGAUUGCUGCAAGCGAGGAAGAAUAAUCUGCCUUGUAGGCUUCAGUGGCCAACAAAGGCACUGCUAUUGCCACUAGGCGCGCUGCUACCGUCUCUAAGCUAGCUGAAGAGAUGCGCGACAACUCAAGCGUCCUGACGGAUGAGAUGUAGAUGGCAGGUGGUCCAUGAUAGGUUAUGCCAGGUACUGAAGAUUGAGCACAUGAAAGUCCUCGCCGAAUUUCUCGGCUUGGCCUAACAUGGGAUUCGAACCCGCAGUAUCUCCCUGCAUCCCCCCCCCCCAUACACUUCGCAUACAUUCACAAUCAUAAUGUGACCAUCUUCAAAGUUGCUUCACGUUAUGAUCUUGCACUUGAAACCCCUAUCUGAAUGAGGAGGCAAGCUGUCUUUGAUGGUAUAGUACAGGACAUGUACGGGAUAGCGUGUGGACCCUGGCUAGCGCCUGAAGUUACUGAAGUAACGUCUUUUGCAUAGAUAAUAAUAAUCUUUAUUUCAGGAUUACCCAAAGGCUAACGCCUAUCUGGGGGAUCUCCUAUUUGUGUAUGUACUAGCAACAUAGUUAAGGAUGCGAGAGAAAGUGCGCAAAGUGAGUGUGAAAUGUUGGUUUGAAAAAGGAAUAAUAAGAAACACAAGGAAAGAAAGUAAAACAGAAAAGAAAAGAACAA